CCUCUUUCCCCCCCUCUCUCUCCUCAUUCUUAUUAUUAUUAGGUUUUUCGAUUUUUCAUUAUUUUCUUCACAGAUCCAUAAUUUUGUGGCUCAGUUGGCUAGCUACUGCGAGAAAUAAGAUAUAGUCUCUUGAACCAAAUUGUGGCAAUCUUGCAUGUGCUAAACGCAUAGUUUUCUUGCAACCGAUUCCAGUUUUUCAUAUAAAUGUAACUGGAAAUUUAAGUUACCAGGGGCUUUUGUUGAUCCAUGCUGGCAGAGAGCAUGCGUGGAAUCUAUUUUUUGGGUAAUGCCCCUGACAAGCGUAGUUGCUGAUGCACUUGGUGUGGUUACGAUCUCUCUUGUAGCUGUUUUGGGACUUAUCGGGAUUCUCUGCAUCUUGUACUCUUUUUAUUUCCGAGAUCACAUUCGUAGUCAAAAUCGAACUCAAUUUGGAUAUUUCAGUGGUCCGUGGGUUGUUCGGACUGUCUUCAUCAUUUUUGCGAUCUUGUGGGGUAUUGGGGAGAUCAUACGUCUAGAAUUCUUGAGACGCGACGGCCGGGUAUUACAUAUUCUUGACUCAGGAUGGCAGGAAACUGUAUGCAAAUGCUACAUCGUGUCAAACCUAGGAUUUUCAGAACCGUGUCUAUUCCUUACCCUCAUUUUUCUUCUUCGUGCUUCAUUACAGAAAACAGAGUCGGGACCCCUGAGCCAGAAAUGGAACUUCAAAACAAUAUUUUACAUUCUUCUAUGUAUCUUACCUCUUUUCGCCCUUCAAAUGACCGUUGCUUUAGUUGGACCAAAAUUCGAGACGGAUCUACACUUGAACAAAAAAGGGUACUUUUUCAAGUUUACAACUGCUUACCCGAAUGAUGUUUCUCGUUGCUACUACCCUUUAUUAAGUACUAUAUUUCUUGGUCUUUUUGCCACCGUGCUAACAAUUUAUUUGUUCUGGCUUGGGAGGCAAAUACUAAAUUUGGUGAUUAAUAAGGGUUUGCAGAAGAGAGUGUACACAUUGAUAUUUUUUGUUUCUAGUUUCUUUCCUUUACGGGUUCUGUUACUCGGUUUAUCUGUUCUAUCCAAGCCAGGAGAUGCUAUGUUUGAAGUUCUUGCAUUCUUGGCUUUUCUUUCUCUUUUAUGUUGUGUCGGGGUUGGGAUUUGUAUACUUGUUUACUUCCCGAUUGCAGACUCUCUAGCCUUGAAGAAUUUGCAAGAUAUGGAGGCUACAAGGAGGAUUAUUGGGGAAUACAAUGACACUUUGUCACUAAUCACUAACCAUAGCCCGUUUGAUGAUUAUAUGGCAAGCAGUGGGAGAAACUCGAUUAAUUCAACAAAACGGGGAUCAAUUUCCUUCCGGACAAUGGAAAGAGAUGAGCAAAACAGGGAUCAACCUUUGUUUGUGGAGUUGAGUCUUUUUUCUUCCAGUCAACACCCAAGCCCAGUAGGUUCACCUCAACUACAUGGCUGGCCCAUGCUACCUCUGAGGUCAAGCCCAUGAACCAUGAAGAGUAAAUCAACAUAUGCAAACCAAACUCAUUUUUGUGGUAAACUAUAGUUUGUAAAGGUCGUAGAUCUAAUAAGGAUUGCUAUUUUUGGUACUGUAUGUUUUUUUUUUGUUGCCACCUGCCUUGUUUUUUUUGGUGGAACUGAUCUGUAUCUCAUCAUAUUUUACUUUUAUAACCUGUACAAUUUCGUCAA
Molecule: messenger RNA, 1674 nt
Organism: Erigeron canadensis
Lineage: Eukaryota; Viridiplantae; Streptophyta; Magnoliopsida; Asterales; Asteraceae
Exons: 2
Coding region: 287-1474 (395 amino acids)
Source: RefSeq, a predicted model, not a curated record